Molecule: messenger RNA, 6030 nt
Organism: Monodelphis domestica (gray short-tailed opossum)
Lineage: Eukaryota; Metazoa; Chordata; Mammalia; Didelphimorphia; Didelphidae
Gene: ADAM28
Product: ADAM metallopeptidase domain 28
Biological process (GO): proteolysis
Cellular component (GO): plasma membrane
Molecular function (GO): metalloendopeptidase activity
Source: RefSeq, a predicted model, not a curated record
UUCUCUCUGAGGCUGGAGCCCCAAGGGUGCAGCCCCAGCUGUGCCCUGGGGAGCUGAAGUGGAGCUGAACUGAGCUGAGCUGAGCUGAGCUGAGCCAAGCCAAGCCAAGCCAAGUCAAGCAGGUGGGACUGGGCAGCCAGGCAGCAUGCUCCCCGGGCUACUGCUGGCCACAGUUGGGAUCCUUGUUCAAAUGCCAGUAAGAGCUUUUGAUGAAUCCUCUGGGAAAAAGAUAUUUGGUGUAAUUUAUCCACGGAAACGACAUGUUCUACAUAAGAGAGAUGUAGAGGAAGACCAGGGACCCAUAAAGCAGGAGAAGUAUGAAGACCGGGUGCAGUAUGAAAUAGAUUUGAAGGGAAAGACUGUGAUCCUUCAUUUGGAAAAAAACAAGGACCUCCUGUCCCCAGAUUAUGUGGAAGUUCGUUAUUCAUCCACGGGUGAGGCAGUCACGACAAGUCCUCAAAUCAUGGAAAAUUGCUAUUACCAGGGACAUAUACUAAAUGAAGAGAUGUCUACAGCCAGCGUGAGCACCUGCCAGGGUCUAAGGGGAUUCUUUGAACAUCAGGAACAAAGUUAUCUCAUCGAGCCACUGGGGCCAAGAGAGCAUGAAGAACAAGAACAUGCCCUGUACACAUAUGAAAGCCAGGAGCAGAACCCUCCUGAGACAUCCUGUGGAGUGGACAUGGUGGAAGAAGAAGAACCAUUUGUGGAGAGGACUUUGAGGAUAGGCAACAAUGCCAUGAAACAAGAAGACAUGAAUCAAAAGAAAUAUAUCGAAUACUAUUUGGUCCUGGACAAUAAAGUGUUCCGAAAGUAUAAUCGAAGCCCAGAGCAGAUCAGACAGAGGGUUUUUGACAUGGUCAACUUUGUCAACAUGCUGUAUAAAAAGCUCAAUGUCCAAGUGGCCUUGGUGGGGAUGGAAAUAUGGACAAAUGGAAAUAAGAUAAAAAUAAGCCCCAAUGCAAAUGUGACCCUGGAGAAUUUCUCAAAUUGGAGAGGAGAUAUUCUCCCCAAAAUGAAGCACCAUGAUAUUGCCCAAUUAAUUACGGGGAUCGACCUCACUGGACCUACUGUGGGCUUGGCAUUUAUGUCAACAAUGUGCUCUCCAUACCGUUCUGUUGGUAUCGUACAGGACCACAGUUAUGACCUCCUCCGGGUUGCAGGAACAAUGGCCCAUGAGAUGGGCCAUAAUUUUGGGAUGUACCAUGACUCCUAUGAAUGCAAGUGCCCUUCUUCCAUAUGUGUGAUGGACUGGGCACUCAGUUUUUAUAUACCCAAGGACUUCAGUUCCUGUAGUCGUGACAGCUUUGAGAAAUUCUUGAGAAGAGCAUCACCAGACUGCCUGAAGAAUGUCCCUUUACCUGAUGACAUAAUAUCUACCCCAAUCUGUGGGAAUCUGAUAGUAGAAAUAGGAGAAGAAUGUGACUGUGGAUCCUCAGAGGAAUGUACCAAUGCUUGCUGUGAUGCUGCAACAUGUAAAAUCAAGCCAAAUUUUAAGUGUGCGUUUGGAGAAUGCUGUGAGAAAUGCCAGAUUAAAAAGGCUGGAACCCUGUGUAGGCCAGUGAAAGAUGAAUGUGACCUUCCAGAAAUGUGUGAUGGCAAGUCUGGGAGCUGUCCUGAGGACAGAUUCCGAGUCAAUGGAUUUCCCUGCAAAAAUGGUCAAGGUUACUGUCUGAUGGGGAAGUGCCCAACACUGCAGGACCAGUGUGUUAGUCUUUGGGGAAAAGGGGCUCAAGCUGCUGAAAAGUCAUGCUUCAACGUAAACAAUGGUGGUUCAACUUACGGCUAUUGUCGAAAGGUGGAUGACACGUAUAUUCCCUGCAAAGCAGGGAGUUCCAUGUGUGGCAAGUUAUAUUGCUAUGGAGGAUCAGAUUUUUUGCCAUGGAAGGGAAAGAUUAUGUCUUUCCUGACCUGCAAAACAUUCUCAUCAGAAGACAACAACCAAGAAAUUUCCAUGGUGGCUAAUGGAACCAAAUGUGGAAACAACAGUGUAUGCAUUAAUGGAGAAUGUAAAGACAUUGAGAGUGCCUACAAGUCAACAAAUUGUUCCUUAAAGUGCAAAGGACAUGCGGUCUGUGACCAUGAACUUCAGUGUCAGUGUGAAGAAGGAUGGCUACCUCCCAACUGUGACAACUCCAUCGUUGUCAUCCAUUUUUCCAUUGUGAUUGGUGUACUGGUUGCAGUCUCCAUUGUAGUUCUCAUUGUCGUGAUUAUCCUCUGGCAUCAGAGCGCAGCUAAGCGGAAAAAACUGCAGAGCCAGUCCUCCCCCACCUCAGCCUCCAAACCAAGGCAAUGGACACCAAUGAGAAGACAACAGAAUGUACAAAGUACUCAUUCCCAUGAGAUGGGUCCAAUGAGUCCACCUAUGUCUACACCUCCAACAGAAAGUAAUAAACCACCACUUUCUCUACAAAUUACGAAGCCAAAUUUUCCACCAGUUCUGAUUCCUACAACUAGAUCGUCAUUUGUUCACCCAGGCACACAUCCCCAAGUGUGAAGCAUCUGACAAGGAUGGGGGGACAUUCCAGAAAUCCAGAAGAUAAGACAGGAAGCUGGAUGGGAAAAAAAGACUUCUAUUCGUUUUUCAGGACCAAGAUUCUGGCGGAUUUUAAUAGUUUAGACAUUCGGUCUUCAAGAGCAAUAAGCCCUCGUGGAACAAUGACAAGAUUGGCAUGAUGCUCCAGAAUACCACUGGUGAAGAAGUUGGGCCAAAAUAGAAGAACAUGGCUGGUCCCCUGGUCCAUGAGAGAAUGGGGAAGGGAUAAUGCUUAAUGCAAUUGAGAAUCAUAAAGAGUUUCUGAGAACAGAGAUGUUAUGUGACUUACCCAAGGAGACAGAUAGGAUGUGUCAGAAAUAAACCUUAAAUUCAGAUCUUCUUAGAUUCCAGGACAGUUCUCGAUCCAUUAUGCUGCCCUGAAUUUUAAAAUAAAAUGAAAAAAAAACAUAAAAUAUUAUCAUUAUGCUCAAUGGCACUUGGGUCAAGUGCCCCAGGAGCUUAUCAAUUGGUUAUAUAGUGACAUUUGCAAUCUGACAGAAAGCCAGUAUUUCAGAACUACUGAUGUAAAAUCUUAUGCUGUUAGAUACCACUUUUCUCCAUAGCACAAGGUGGGGAAACUCCUUGAGUUUGACUUUCUCAUUUUGGAGUGGAAGGAACUGAGGCUGGGAAAGUUUCAUAGAUUUGCACCUCCUACCUCCACCUCAAAGAACCUCAGCUCAGGUGCUACUUCAUUAAUCAGGCUUUCUCCCAACAUCUUCCUAGCCUUUUCUCACUCUGGCGAUUAAAUGUUCAUUUUUGCUAUAUACCUUGUAUUUACUUCUACAGAUGUAAGUUCCACUUAUUAGAGUAUAAACUCCCUGAGAGUAGGAAUUAUUUCAUUUUUGAUUUUAUAUUCCUAGCACCUAGCACAAUGAUUGUUUCAUAAUAGGCACUUAAUAAAGAUUUCUUGAAUUGAACUGAAUUGAAUUGAGCUGUCCAAGGUGACCCUAGGUAGCAAUAAGCAUAAUCAAGUUCAAACUAAAGACUUUUGAUGCCAAAUCUAGCCUUCUUUCCAUUAAUCCAUACUGUUUCUCAAUACCUCCAUGCACUCAAGAGUGUCAAAUCAGGGGCAGCUGAGUGCCUCAGUGGAUUGAGAACCAGGUCUGGAGAUCAGAGGUCCUAGAUUUGAAUCUGACCUCAGAUACUUCCUAGCUGUGAGACCCUGGGCAUGUCACUUAACCCCCAUUGCCUAGCCCUUCCUGCUUUUCUGCCUUAGAACCAAUGAACAGUAUUGAUUCUAACAUGGAAGGUAUGGGUUUAAAAAAAAGUAUCAGAUCAACAUUUCAUUAAAUUGGCUUUCCAUUCAAUCAGUGUGAAUUAGUGGGAUUUUACAUUAUGAUUCUGAAUUUCAGACUGAUAUUUCACAGAACAAUCAGGUUUUAUUUGGACUAAAUUUUUGUCCUUUGGAAGAGGACCAGUAACAUCAUAGCUCAUAAUUUGGAUUUAAGUGAGGCAGAGCUGCACAGUGGUCAUCCUCACUUUCUCUUUCAGAGUCAAUCAAGUCCAGGGAGAAGACAGAAAUUAGGACAAUUAGUGAUGGCCUGUGAUAUUGCGAAUGAUCCUGGUAUCUUCUAUAUUUGACCAAGCUCUUAGAGCUUCACAGUGCCUGCUUCCACUCCUCUCAUGGCCUUUGGAACAAAUAGUUUUCCUCUGUUCCUUCUGCCAGGGUGAGCCUUCAACAUGCUUGGAGUAGGAAUCUCUCCUAACAUGCCAACAUAUUUGAGGCCUGUUGGUUCCCUUCAACCUGGUUUAGUCUAUCUAAUGAGAUGGUUUUAUGGGUUUAAAUCACAAGUGGGAGUUGGGUAAAAGGUAGACCCCAACCGUAGAUGAUCAAUCCUGCAAAGGACUCACAAGCCUUCUUAGAAGAGGGCUUAAUUCUCAUUGAAAAUCCCACAUACCCCAUAUGGAGUACAGAUAUGAAAGGGUACAGGAGAGCAAGAUCUUAAUGUCCAAACAAGUCAGCUCUGUUUCAUCUUGCGCUAAACUUGGUUUCUAUGUUCUUUGUUUCUGUUAACAUUUCAAACUGCCAAAGAGUCACAUUUUUCUGUACCCGCCUCAAGUAUAAUCAUGUUCAAACAGAGAUGGGAGGAGAAGGGCAAAGGCUCUUGGUUAAUUUUUUCCUACCCACAUAAGGAAGCUGCUGUUCAGAUGAAUGGGACAGUCUGUGGGGGGAUAGAACUAGGGCCUUCUCUCCCCACCUGGGACAAAUCUGAGGCCUGUAAAUAUUGGGCUAGAUCCUUUGUAUUUGUUUUUGUUUUUGUUUUUGCUUUCAAGUGAAAGGGCUUGAGAAUGGUGGCCGUUUAUGAUAUUUGAAAAAGGCAGGAGAAUAAGCCACCAUAUAUCUAGCCAGUAAGGCCUUUGAUGUCAUUGUUAGAAGCUAGAUGGUAAAGUGCGAAGGCUUGUACAAAUCUGUCUGCUCCAGUGAGCGGAAAAAGAGAAAAAGGAGCAUCUAUCCAUCUGGAAGUUAGAUUCAUCUAUUCCAUUUAGAGGUUAACUUCAGUGAAUGCUGUGCAGAAACAACUUUAAGCCCGCUGUUCUGGGAGACCUAGGUAGUACAGGUAAGGAUGUGUUCCUCCAAACUCCAAGCAAUGGGGCGGUGUGCAUGUGGGGUGAUUAGACAGAUAUCACUUCCAUGUUACAUCUAUCCCCAUUGUGGCUUCAAAAAAUGGUGGGGGCAGCUGGGUAGCUCAGUGAAUUGAGAGCCAGGCCUAGAGAUGGGAGGUCCUAGGUUCAAAUCUGGCCCCAGACACUUCCCAGCUGUGUGACCCUGGGCAAGUCACUUGACCCCCAUUGCCUAGCCCUUACCACUCUUCUGCCUUGGAGCCAAUACACAAUAUUGACUCCAAGGCAGAAGGUGAGGGUUUAAUUAAAAAAAAAUGGUGUGUCAGUAGAAGACAUGAAAUAAGAGUUUUGGGGGAGGUUGUUAGAAGCUGCAGAUGACAGAAAAAGUUGAGAAAUUCAGAAAUACAUAAACAUGUAUAUGUGAUUGUAUAAUACCAACAUUUUAAUACCAGAAAUAUACACAAUUUCUUUGACUGUAAACACAGCAUAAAAGAAAAAGAAAAAAUUCAGACCUUCUCUGUUAGGGAGGGCCAAAAAUGUUAUGUGGAUUUUCCAGAUCCCUGCGACUCUGUGCCCCUAACCCCUGCAAGGUGGAAGGAUUACCUGUAAUUAUUUUUAUUUUUCUUCAGUCAUUUUACCCACAUCCACUCUUUGUGACCUGAUCUGGGAUUUUCCUGGCAAAGAUACUGGAGUCAGUUGCCAUUUACUCCCCAGGCUGAUUUUAUAGAUGGUGAACUGAGGUUAGAAGGGGUAAUAAAAAACUGGUUGUCCAAAAUGUAAUAGUUAAAAAUUUGGUUUGAAAAAAAUCAUGAUGGUUAAAAAAAAAGAAUUGUUGUGGUCACUCUUUAUAAAAUUUAAAAAAUAAACCAUGAAUCUGUUAGUAGCUUUAGUUGAUUUCUUUACAGCAAGGUAGAGAUAUUAAAGUGGGAAAUGUA